UUCUGCUUGGAUUUGUUGCCAGGGUAUACAGUAGAGAACGACUCGCUCGGGCUCAGCCUUGCAAGCUCUACCAGAGACUUCAGCAGCAAAUCACAGCUGUGGACGAGAGUUUUUCACCUUCUGGAACCUCAGCUAACUCUUUUAGUGUACUAUUUGCUUAUUGUUCAACACACAAUCAAGAAAAUAUCAACAUAUUGCUAUUCAUUAAUUCGACAUUUGAUGGACCUCACAGUAACUCACAACAUUACUCACAAAGAGACCCACAAAGAGCCCAGAGAUGACGAUGAUGACAAGCAGGUGGUCGCAGAGAUCAUGGCGAGAAGCUUCAUCCCAACUCUGAUAACGACUCUUCCGUGGGAAGGCUUUCACUUUGCUGGUCAUGAGAUUCAGAUUACUGAAGGCAAAGAUUGUUAUGGUGCAUUUGUCUGGCCAUCGGCCCUUGUUCUAUGCUANUUUCUGGAGACNCAUGCCAAGCAAUAUAACAUGGUUGAUAAAAAUGUGAUUGAAAUUGGAGCUGGAACAGGGCUUGUCUCCAUUGUGGCAAGCUUACUUGGUGCCCGUGUGACUGCCACAGACUUACCUGAGUUACUCGGAAACCUGCAAUAUAAUAUUUCCAGAAACACCAAAAUGAAAUGCAAGCAUCUGCCUCAGGUCAAAGAACUAUCCUGGGGAGUAGCAUUAGACAGGCAUUUCCCCAGGUCUUCCAAUACCUUUGACUACAUCCUGGCAGCAGAUGUUGUCUAUGCCCAUCCAUUCCUGGAGGAGCUUCUCAUGACCUUUGACCAUCUCUGCAAAGAAACUACCAUUAUACUUUGGGCUAUGAGAUUCAGGCUGGAGAAAGAAAAUAAAUUUGUAGAUAAAUUUAAGGAAUUGUUUGACCUGGAAGAAAUUUCUAGUUUCCCUAGCCUGAAUAUUAAGUUGUACAAAGCUAUGAAGAAAAAUCGGAGGAGUGCCUAGUGCAUCGUGACUGUGAAUGAGGCCAUGAGUGUGCCAAGGUAGUUUUUAGUAAAUCAUUACCUUAAAGAACACACACACAAGAGCUGGGUGUGAGGCCCACGACUUUAAUCCCAGCACUCGGGAGG
Molecule: messenger RNA, 1082 nt
Organism: Mus pahari (shrew mouse)
Lineage: Eukaryota; Metazoa; Chordata; Mammalia; Rodentia; Muridae
Product: protein-lysine methyltransferase METTL21E
Exons: 5
Coding region: 220-957 (245 amino acids)
Biological process (GO): peptidyl-lysine methylation
Cellular component (GO): cytosol; cytoplasm
Molecular function (GO): protein-lysine N-methyltransferase activity
Source: RefSeq, a predicted model, not a curated record